Molecule: messenger RNA, 270 nt
Organism: Cylicostephanus goldi
Lineage: Eukaryota; Metazoa; Nematoda; Chromadorea; Rhabditida; Strongylidae
Source: the annotation of a GenBank genome assembly
AUGGACAAAUAUGUAAUAUCGGAAGAAGAAGAGAUACUGGAUGCAGAGCCACCAUUUGAUGACUCGCUAAAAUCAGGCGUGAAGGUCAUGGAACUAAAAAAGAACACAAAGUUCGGGCAUAUCAUCGACUUUGUGAAUAAAAUGUUCGAGGAUGAAACUGUGCGACGCGUGAUUUUCCGCGGUGUGGGUGAUGCAGCUGAGAAGUGUGUAUCUUGUGUGGAGGUAUACAAACGGAAACGGCAGGUGGCAAGGUGGAGAACUAGCAACUGA